This is a messenger RNA of Stegostoma tigrinum, 2417 nucleotides long. RefSeq names its product ras-related protein Rab-21-like. The coding region runs from base 249 to 896 and encodes 215 amino acids. The record is from RefSeq and is a predicted model, not a curated record. NCBI's taxonomy places the organism in Eukaryota, Metazoa, Chordata, Chondrichthyes, Orectolobiformes, Stegostomatidae. Gene Ontology annotation, molecular function: GTP binding; GTPase activity. The transcript is spliced from 7 exons. Gene Ontology annotation, biological process: Rab protein signal transduction.
GAAGGCGGGGGAACGGGUGGGAUGCGGCAUUGCUGUAUUUAUUGCCCUUUCCUUACAUCAGCUGAUCCUCCCUUCGGCUUGGGAAGGAGGAGGGCGCCAUCUUAAAAUGCUCUGUUGCAAUUUGCCUCCUGAAAGAUAAAACGCCCGGCAGGUCAACACCAACAGGAGCUGAUACAUGUGUGCAAAAACGAGACCCCUUCCGCUCUGAUGAGACUGUCUUCUGCAAAGCUGCUGUUUCUCUUGUUAUUAUGGCGGCAGCUGCUGGCAAGAGCUACUGCUUCAAAGUCGUGCUGUUAGGGGAAGGCUGCGUGGGGAAAACUUCCCUGGUGUUGAGAUAUUGUGAAAAUAAAUUCAGCGACAAGCACAUCACCACGUUGCAGGCCUCUUUCUUGACCAAGAAAUUGAACAUCAGUGGAAAGCGAGUGAAUCUUGCGAUAUGGGACACAGCCGGACAGGAACGCUUUCAUGCUUUGGGUCCCAUUUACUACCGUGAUUCUAAUGGAGCCAUUUUAGUGUAUGACAUCACCGAUGAAGACUCCUUCCAGAAGGUGAAGAACUGGGUGAAAGAGCUGAGGAAGAUGCUUGGCAGUGAAAUCUGUCUCUGUAUUGUAGGAAAUAAAACUGACUUGGAGAAGGAUAGGAAUGUGUCUGUUCAAGAAGCAGAGGCCUAUGCAUUGUCUGUAGGAGCAAAGCACUUCCACACUUCCGCUAAAGUGAAUAAAGGCAUUGAGGAACUCUUUCUCGAUGUUUGUAAAAAGAUGCUUGAAGUUGCCCAAGCUGAGGAAGCUGCAAGAGAGAACGAUCCCAGUCGGGGAGCCAGUGCACGGCGGGGUGUACAGAUCAUUGACGAUGAACCACAGCCACUAAGCAAUGGAGGCUGCUGCUCUGGUUCUUAAACCAAAGCUUUUCAAAAUCUGUCACUAUGCAGAAAAUGUGACCAUGGGGCGCUGGAUGUGAUAGGACUUCUGUUAACAAGCUUCAGGAUUAACUGACUGGAGGUGCCGCUUGUGGUCUUCUAGGUUUCCACGCUAAGUAGCUGGAAAACUUAAGAUUUUCUGUCUCUAGCUGAGGGUUGUAAUUAUGUAUAGGAAAAUUUAAAAUCUUGAGGGGGAAAAAUGACUAACUUCUGCUGGAAGUCAUAAGGCCACUGCUCUUGAGAGUUGGAUUGAAUGAUAACCCAAAAGACCACGUGAGCUGCGAUUUAGUUUAAGGGAUGGUCGUGCACUUAUGUACAGCUCCUAAGUAAAGCAAAUAUCAUGCCUGUGUAUACCAUCCAUCAAUAUACUAACAGUCGGGCAUGAGUCCAAUGCAAUCCCUUGACUGCUUGCCCACAGCAAGUGGCACACAACAAAUGUAGCUGAUAGGGUGCUCUGGGAGAGGUAUGGAUGCUCAUCCAUUGCAGGGAAAGUUUGUGCUAACAACUGUGCUGUUACUGCAUUUUUCUUCCUCCCACCCCCACAAUGUUUCCAACCAGACACAAGCUGGUGUGGCAAGAAUCCUGGCAAAAUGUUUUUUAGAGGAAACAAUAUUAUAGGGAUGUCUUUCAUCUCAGACCCUUUCUACAGCACCAGUGUCACCCUUGCUUUACCUUCUACCACACUACGUAGCUGGCUUGUGUUGGUGCUAAUUACUCUUAAACAUUAUAUUCCUGUUGAAAUGUAUUCCAUUUCCCUUUUUAAAGGGGUUGCAUACAUUCACCACAGAGAGCACUGUCUUUAUUGAAGUCUUCAUCUAAACUUUGUUUAAAAUGUUCUUCUCACUGUGAACUCUGGGGAAAUGGUCCAUUAUAUCUUUUGGUCAACCAAAUCAGUGUGCCUGAGUGAGCAAACCCCUUUUUAGAAAAGAUGUUACAAAAUGGAAUACUGUUACUGGAAAAAAGCAUGGAUACACAUUGUGAUUAUUUAACUAAAACAUUUUGUGGAUACAAGUUAAGCAAUUGCAGUGAGUACCAUUUGAUGUGUGCACUGUUAAUUUGAAUAUAUUUAUUAAGUUAGUAGCUGCAAUCUUUCUGAAAAAUGUUUUUUUCUAUGAUUGUAGUUGACUUGUCUUCAGUUUCUUUCUUUAAAUAAAAAUAAACUGAGAAUUUGAUUCAAACCACCCAGCUAUAUGAGAUAAAAUAGUUGCUGCAGCUUGUCUGCUUUUUAAAUGCCUAGAUAUUUAAAAUGUAAUGACCUGCUUUCAGUUCAGAUGUCAAAUUACAUUAUAGCAACUUACCCAGUGGUAUGUGGAAUUUUAUUUUCACAUGCAGUAAAAUGAACACUUGUGGCAUUCAUAGUAUUGAUGUUGCUUUGGUUGGAUAUUCUUAUCUUUUGCACAUGUAAUUAAUUGGGGAAAAAGCCACUCAGAUUUACCAUUUAAAACCUGUUUGUGCAAUUAACAUAUUAUGCAAUGUGAUUAAAGACAGCAGUUGUGACAGA